Penicillium macrosclerotiorum is the source of this 933-nucleotide messenger RNA. RefSeq names its product tyrosine-protein phosphatase. Gene Ontology annotation, biological process: dephosphorylation. NCBI's taxonomy places the organism in Eukaryota, Fungi, Ascomycota, Eurotiomycetes, Eurotiales, Aspergillaceae. Gene Ontology annotation, molecular function: phosphoprotein phosphatase activity. The record is from RefSeq and is a predicted model, not a curated record. The transcript is spliced from 5 exons. Bases 1 to 933 code for a protein of 310 amino acids.
AUGGCGCGUUCUUCCAGUAUCGAUCUAGACUCGCCGGAUCGGCCUUUCGAUAACAUCAUCAACUUCCGCGAUGUCGGCCGGACGAUCAACCACUUCUGUGGUGCCCAGAUCCUAAAAGAAGGCGUUUUCUUUCGCAGUGCCCGGUUGGAUGAUGCCUCCGAACGAGAUACCCGGCGCCUAGCCGACGACUUGCACAUUGCAACCGUGAUCGACCUUCGAUCGCAAACAGAGCAUCAAAUGGCCACUCGCAAGCGCCGCGCCGAGCUUGCAUCGACAGACGACAGCGCUCAAGAGGUCGAUCUGACUGCCGCUCCGGUACCGCUCGACGCGGAUGAACACCUCGUCCAGAUCCCCGACUCCCACCGCGCCCCAAUCAGCCUAACAGGCAAGGGGUUCGAGCGGGCCUUGCUAGCCAAGCUCGAUUGGUACACCUACAUCAAAGUCCUCGGUAUGGCCAUGGCAGGCUACCGCCACGAUGCUCUCCGCAUCAUCGGCCAACAGGUCAUGCAACCCCGCGGCCUGACCGGCCUCGCCAAGGACACCCUCGACGCCAGCACCUCCGAGCUCCGCUCCAUUUUCGCCCUACUCGCCACCCCGCAGUCCUACCCAGUACUUGUCCACUGCACCCAGGGCAAAGACCGCACCGGCCUGGUGGUCUUGUUGGCCUUGUUACUUGCCGGCAUUUCCGCGCCCGCGCUCGUGGACGAUUACACCCGCUCGGAACUCGAGCUCAUCUCCGAGUUCGAGGAGCGCAUGCGCGAAAUCCGUGCCCUCGGCCUGGACGAGGACUAUACGCGCUGCCCGCCGGGCUUCAUCGACGAUAUCACCGCGUAUCUGGAAGAGAAGUACGGGGGCGUGCAGAGCUAUUUAGCGGGCAUUGGGGUCGAUGCGCCGAUGCAAGAACAGAUUCGACAGACGCUUUUGGUUCAGUGA